Molecule: messenger RNA, 1558 nt
Organism: Cotesia congregata
Lineage: Eukaryota; Metazoa; Arthropoda; Insecta; Hymenoptera; Braconidae
Source: the annotation of a GenBank genome assembly
AUGUCUGUUGUUCUCUUGGUAAUAAUAAUUGUGUUGUUAAGUUAUUUAAUUUGGAACUUUGUGACCGGCAAGCCGAAAAAUUCACCCCCAGGUCUGCCGCUUUGGGGGUCUUAUUGGUUUCUUCUUUGGGGCAAUUAUUACUUCCCCCAUCAAACGGUGGCUUACUAUGUUAAAAAAUUAAAGUCCAAAAUAAUAGGGUGUUACUUCGGCGACGCUUACACCGUUAUUGUCAACGAUUACGCGAGUGUAAAAGAAGUUUUGACGAGAAAAGAAUUCGAUGGAAGAGGAGGAGAAAAUUAUAUUUUCCAGGCGCGUGCUAAUGGGAAGAAACUAGUUUUUCAAUGACGACUAUGAAUGGAAGCAGCAGCGAAGAUUCGCGUUGCACAAUAUGAGGAAUUUGGGAUUCGGUAGGCGACACGCGCAAUUAGAGACCGUUUUGGCUGAAGAAUUGGACGUUUUAGUGGAUACUAUCAAAAACGGGCCGAUCAAUGACAAAGAGAAGCAAGUCGUUGACAAGGAUCGUGUGUUAUUCCCCGACAUUUUGUCGCCGCUCAGCGCCAAUUACAUCUGGGCCGUGAUAGCGAACAAGCGACUCCCGAGGACAGAAACCGGUGAGGAACAUGAAUCUUUGCGCGAAUUGUGCAAAUGGGCUAGAACUUUUCAAAGAGGAGGAGACGUUACUGGAGGCGCUAAAACUAUGACACCCUGGUUGAGAUAUUUUGGAAAUUUAUUUGGAUACACUGAUUAUAUAAAUGGAACCCGGGCAAUAAUUAACUUCGUUGAGGUAAUUGUAGAUUUCAUCGAUGAAUUAAAUGACUCCAACGAAAGUUUGUCAGAAGAAACCAAUGAUGCCUUCAUACCGACUUACUUGCGCGAAAUGAAGAAAAUCCACGAAAAAGCAGGCGAUAACUCCGAAGACAUUGACGCCAAAAUGUUCUCAACAGAGCAAUUAGUAAUGGUGUGCACCGACUUUAUGUUUCCUGCAAUGUCAGCAUCACCCGGGGUCGCAACCAAUUGCAUCAAGUACAUGAUCCACUAUCCGGAAGUUAUGAAACGGGUGCAAGAAGAAAUAGACAGUGUAGUGGGACCCAAUCGUCUUCCUGCCUGGGACGACCGCACCAGGUUGCCCUUUACGGAAGCUGUAAUUAGAGAAGUUAUGAGGAUGGAAACACUAGCUCCAUUGAGCGUCGGUCAUCGGUGCACAGAAACCACCCAAUUGUUUGAGUAUACCAUACCUGAAGGUACCAUGGUGUUCCCAAACUUAUCCGCAGUUCACAGUGAUCCGGAUUUAUGGGGUGACCCGGAAAAUUUCCGACCUGACAGAUUUAUCGAAAAUGGAAAAAUUGUUAAAGAUUUGACACUACCUUUUGGAUGUGGUCGUCGAGUUUGUCCAGCAGAAACUUACUCCCGUUUUAUCGUCUUCGAAAUUUUCGCAACGCUCCUUCAAAAUUUCAACUUUGAAUCCUUGAAGGGUCAGCCUUCGCGUCCUGAAGACAGAACUCCAGGAUUCGCAGUCCAGCCAAAAAGCUGUUGGAUUAAAUUUAAAUCACGAAAAUAA